AUGGAGGAGGGUGUGGAGUUUGUCAACAGUGGACUCAGCUAUUUGGAAGUUGUUCUCAGAGCCUUGAGUCCGAGCGUUUUGGGGAAGUCGUCUUUAUUAAAACGUUACACUGAAGAUCUGUUCCUGGACACCAUCAACCAGACGGUGGGCGUCGACUUUUACGUGCACUUCCUGGAAGUGGAGCCCGGCAUCAGAGUCAAGCUGCAGUUCUGGGACACGGCGGGACAGGAGAGGUUCAGGUCAGUGACUCGAUCUUAUUACCGCAACUCUGUGGGAGGACUGCUGGUGUUCGACAUGACCAGCCGCGCGUCCUUCGAGCACGUGAAAGAGUGGCACGCAGAGGUGUGCGAGCGCGUGCGGCCUCACACUGUGGUGUUUGUGCUGGUGGGACACAAGGGCGACCGCGAGGAGCACGGGGACAGAGCCGUGAGCAGAGAGGAGGCGGAGAAGCUGGCCGGACACUUGGGCAUGCCGUACGUGGAGACGUCGGCUCUAACCGGGCACAACGUGAGGCAGGCGUUUGAGAUGGUGGCACGGCGUGUGUACCAGGGGCUGCUGAGCGGAGAGGUGCAGCUGCAGGAGGGCUGGGACGGGGUCAAGUGUGCCGCCCCUCAGGCUCUGCAGAUCCGGAGGGCCAGCAUGGCACGGACCGCCUCCAGAGACGCCAAAGAGAAGAAGUGCUGCGCAUCGGCCUGA
Knipowitschia caucasica is the source of this 696-nucleotide messenger RNA. NCBI's taxonomy places the organism in Eukaryota, Metazoa, Chordata, Actinopteri, Gobiiformes, Gobiidae. The record is from the annotation of a GenBank genome assembly.